Saccostrea cuccullata (small rock oyster) is the source of this 1061-nucleotide messenger RNA. RefSeq names its product protein lin-7 homolog C-like. The transcript is spliced from 6 exons. NCBI's taxonomy places the organism in Eukaryota, Metazoa, Mollusca, Bivalvia, Ostreida, Ostreidae. Gene Ontology annotation, biological process: protein localization to basolateral plasma membrane; maintenance of epithelial cell apical/basal polarity; neurotransmitter secretion. Gene Ontology annotation, molecular function: protein binding. Gene Ontology annotation, cellular component: synapse; cell-cell junction; basolateral plasma membrane. The coding region runs from base 21 to 617 and encodes 198 amino acids. The record is from RefSeq and is a predicted model, not a curated record.
CCCGGAAAUAAUUUUUUAAAAUGGCGACCAUGGAAGAAGGAUUGCACCUAGAAAAAGAUAUCAACAGAGCUAUUGAUCUUCUGGAUGCACUUCAAAAAAGUGGACAGAUUCCAUCUCAGAAGUUGGCAGCUUUGCAAAGAGUUCUUCAAAGUGAUUUCCUAAAUUCUGUGAGGGAGGUUUAUGAACACGUUUACCAGACUGUGGACAUUACAGGAAAUGAAGAAGUCCGAGCUAAUGCAACAGCCAAGGCCACAGUUGCAGCUUUUGCAGCCAGUGAGGGACAUGCCCAUCCUAGGGUGGUAGAACUUCCCAAAACUGAGGAGGGACUUGGUUUCAAUGUAAUGGGUGGAAAGGAACAGAAUUCUCCGAUCUAUAUUUCUAGAAUUAUCCAGGGUGGAGUGGCAGAUAGACAUGGUGGCUUGAAGCGUGGUGAUCAAUUACUUUCUGUAAAUGGGGUGAGUGUGGAAGGAGAACAUCAUGAAAAAGCUGUGGAACUUCUUAAACAGGCCAAAGGUACAGUGAGACUAGUGGUACGAUACAAUCCCAGGGUUUUAGAGGAAAUGGAGGCAAGGUUUGACAAACAAAGGGUGUCAUCCAGAAGGAGGCAAUCACCAUAGUAACCAUCACAACAACAUCAAUUCUUUUUUAAAAUACAUAAAACGUUGACAAUUAUCUGGGAUUUAGUUACAGAAGUAUACAUAUUGUACCUAGAUAGGAACAAAGUCACCAAGGAUGUAAUGGCUUGACAAUUGACAUUGAAUUUUGUGAUGUUCCGUUAGGAAUCAGUAAAAGGUUAGUGAUAUAGAUUGAGGCAUGAUUAUUUAUGCUGUUGUGUGAUAGAGAAUUUUAAAAGUGUAUGUAUUUGUAAAUCAGGAUUUCAUUUGUAAAUCAAGAUUCUCAUUCAUUUACUUGCAUUUUAUAAUUUUUUGCAAUAUAAAAGGCACAUGUACAUUUUUUAAAUGGUAGACAGUUUACAAAUAUCAAAUGUAUUGUACAUAUAUACAAGUAUAUUGAAAAAAUAUGGGUUGUGUUAGAGUAGAAGAAAUAAAAAGUUUUAAUUU